AUGCACCAAUUGCCGCCUAGAUCAAGUUCUUUGCGAGCUAGGGCCCAGCAAACGCAGAAGGUUGGCCUCUUGAAGCGUUGUUGUGGAACCCGGACUAAGCAAGUUCUUCCUGGCAGUGAGGGAACCAAUGAUGCAGCAGUGACGGCUACCCGGCAUCCUUUGCAACCGCUCCAAGAACAAAACACGGCCAACCAUGUUACUAUUGAAGAGCUACUGCAUACGACUCCAUUACAGGCUCAAUCCACUCAGCCUGCAGAACAACCGUCCGUCAGACCUCAGAGUUCUGUCGCCCAACCUCAAGCUGCAAGCGAAGUCUUUGAGCAGCAUGGGGACGGGUUGCCUGACGUCACGGUUGAGUUCCCUGCAAGCCCAUCAGAAUCACAAAGUCUAGAUUCAGUUGGGCUGUUAGGCAAUGAGGCGGCAGCGCAGUCUGUCAACGUGAGACGUCUGCCAGCGUCGUUGCGAAAGAUCGACAUCGACUUUCUGUCGCACAAGGGAGCGCUUACCCUACCAACUCCUGCAUUCCGCGAUGUUUGCUUGUCUCGCUAUAUCGAAUUCGUGCAUACGGUUUUGCCUGUGCUAGACCUGGGCGAGUUUCUGAGGAGCUUGCUGAAAAGCCCUUCCGAGACGAGCCAAGGAGCAAGCUUGUUGCUACUUACUGCGGUCAUCUUUGCGGCUAUUCCCUUCGUUGAGGUUGAGCUGGUCAGGGCUGCCGGCUACCCCUCGAAGCUAGCCGCGCGUGCAGCUCUACAAGAGAAGGCCGAGUUGCUCUUCGAUCUCCGCGCGGAGGAUGACAAGAUAGUGCUGAUACAGUCCGCGUUGCUUCUUAGCACUCCCCGUGGCAAUGUGCAAGAUUAUAAGGAUUCGUGGUAUUGGAUUGGUACGGCAAUUGCGAUCGCCCAGUCGCUCGGCUUGCACCUCGAUCUGGCCGGCCAACAGGGUCACAGUAAUGAGCGGAAGCUAAAGAGACGAUUGUGGUGGUGUUGCUAUGUUCGAGAGCACAUCGUGGCCAUGGGUCUAGGCAAACCUUGUCGCAUAUCCCAAUUUCGGGUGCCUAUGAUCGGCAUCGCUGACUGCGAUCUUUCGGCAAUUUCACUUUCUGCCCCUUACGCACAUGUGCUCCCUGCAGACUUGCACAAUCCCACGAAACUGAUAACUUUGGCGACGCUACUGGUCGAAAAGGCAAGGCUCUGCGUUUGCAUUCAUAGGAUCGUGUCUACGGUGUAUGGAGGGAGCAGCUCGCAUGGCCAUGGAGAGUGGAUUGGGGCACCGAACUCAGAUCGCCCGGGAGGCUCCAAGGACAUCGAGGACUGCACACGCGAUCUCGACCUGUGGAUGGCGAUGCUCCCGAAUGAGGCGGCAUCUAAACUUUCGAGCCACCAAGAUCAGGAUCGCAGCCUGAUUAUUUCGAAGGUGACUCUUCAAACAAUCUACUAUACUGCCAUCAUCGCCGUGCAUCGUCCGCAGGCAUUUGGACAAAAAGCCUCUGGUACAGUCUCGAAAACGCAGACUUGGUCCCACGCCAGGCUGAUCGUGCGAUGGGCAGCCCAUCAAAUAUCCGGUGCUUUUGCAUACGUCCGCGAGCAGGGCUUGCUAGACUACUUGGAUGCAACAGCAGUAGCCAACAUCAUUGCUGCUGUUGUGGUACAUCUCCAGGACUGCAGUGUGUCCGACGACAGUAUACGCAGACAGGCCUUGCAUGAUUUGCGGCAUUGCAUGGUUUAUCUUCGACACCUUCAGCAUACCUACUCAAGCGCAGGGCACGCUCUGAAGGUUCUCCAACCAGCUGCCCGCUCGGCUGAAAUGGCAGUGAAUGGUUUAGACUCUGGCGAGAACAUGAUGGACAACUUGCAGCCUAGCCCCGCACAGACGACCAAUGUCGGCUACCGGGACUUUAUCGAACACGUAUCGGAGCCAUCUUCGUUGAUAGCUGCUUCACAGAAUCGGGAAAGCCAUGCAACUAAUCCCUUUACUGACUUAUACACUCAAGCAUUGGGAAACGAAUGGCCACAUGUACUAUAG
Molecule: messenger RNA, 2022 nt
Organism: Cladophialophora psammophila CBS 110553
Lineage: Eukaryota; Fungi; Ascomycota; Eurotiomycetes; Chaetothyriales; Herpotrichiellaceae
Exons: 3
Coding region: 1-2022 (673 amino acids)
Biological process (GO): DNA-templated transcription
Molecular function (GO): zinc ion binding; DNA binding
Source: RefSeq, a predicted model, not a curated record